GGGGAACUACGCGUCCCAGGAGGCACCGCGCGCGCUGGCUGGUUUCGGCGGCGGCGGUCUUUCGGGUCCGCAGCGGCUUUCCUUCCCCGCCCGCUCUCGAACGCUCGCUCGCACCUCUUUCUACGCGAGUCCCCGGCUUCGGUUAAGGCCUACCUCCCUCGGGCGACAUGGCGCGGCCGUCCGUGCCCAGCUCUCAGAAGGCGCUGCUGCUGGAACUGAAGGGGCUUCAGGAGGAGCCGGUGGAGGGUUUCCGAGUCAGCCUGGUGGACGAGGGGGACCUCUACAACUGGGAGGUGGCCAUCUUCGGGCCGCCCAAUACCCACUAUGAGGGUGGCUACUUCAAAGCUCCGGCUCCGUUCCCCAUCGACUAUCCUUAUUCACCCCCAGCCUUCAGGUUCCUGACAAAAGAAAUGUGGCAUCCCAACAUAUACGAGACUGGAGAUGUUUGCAUCGCUAUCCUUCACCCACCAGUGGACUCCACCCACAAAGUGGGAGAGCUGCCUUCGGAAAGAGUGUGGAACCCUACUCAGAACGUGAGGACAAUCCUCCUUAGCGUGAUCUCGCUGCUCAACGAACCAAACACGUUCUCUCCGGCCAACGUUGAUGCUUCGGUGAUGUACAGGAAAUGGAAGGAGAGCAAAGGGAAGGAUCAGGAAUACACGGAUAUCAUCAGGAAGCAAGUCCUCGGAACCAAGGUGGAUGCCGAACGGGACGGAGUGAAAGUUCCCACCACGCUAGCCGAGUACUGCGUAAAAACGAAGACUCCCGCGCCCGACGAAGGCUCCGACCUUUUCUACGACGACUAUUACGAGGAUGACGAGAUGGACGACGAAGUUGACAGUUGCUACGGUGACGAGGAUGACUCCGGCAAUGAGGAAUCUUGAUGAGGGACCCCCCAAGACCCCUCCUCCACCUCCUCUCCCUCCCACCCACCUACCCACCCACCCACCGGCACCGCUGCCCCCCGAGGUAGCAAUAAACUGUCUUGACUUUUUUUUGUACUUGAACCCAGGAGGUGACACCUGGCUGCAACCUGGAACCCUGUCUAGCCCUGAGAAAACUCUCUACCUCAAAAAAGGGAGACUCGGCUUCUGCUUGGAGGGGCGGGCGGGGCAGGGGGUGCGCGCUGCCGGGUGUUCUGUGAGGUCGGGGGUCUCGUUUCCUCUCCAGCUGGGAGAACGGAAGAAGAGGGCAGCUGUUCCUACAGACCCAUCCCUGGAUCUUGCCGGAAAUCAAGCAGGUGCUUCCGUCGGCACUACGGAGAAGGCAAAGGAAGCAUUGCCCCCCCACCCCCACCCCCCGCCAGGAUAUCAGACGGCACAGUGUCCGUGUGCGCGUGCUAUUUUUUUAAUGCAGCAUUACUUUGGGAGAAUUCUUAGCAAGGGCUGUUUAGGAAAGCAGGGUGGGCAGAAUAGGCGGGUCGAACACAUCGACUGUAGUUUUCUCUAGCCGGCCCUUUAUCUCUUUAGAGCAUUUUAAGAGGAUUUUCCCCCCGCCAGAGCCCGACUGAAAUUUGCAGUGCCACGUUUAGCCACUGGAGGGCGCUUGUGUUCCGCUGCGAAUUUCUGGACAUUUUUAAUUCCUCUACUACUACUACUUGGGGGGAUCCCGCCCCAACGCUUUCAUUUGCAGCUGGGAUAUGCGAGGAAACCCAGCGGAGCUGUUGGAAAGAGGUCGGAGUUCAGGGGCAGACAGUGAUGGGGGCGGGGGAGGAAACUGUUUUGUCAACACAGGGUGGGCGUUCUUGCUUUUCUGGUCUUUAUUUUUUUCCCCCUUCUUUGUUUUGAUUCUAUUUAAUAAAAGGACUUUGAAAUGAAGACGCA
Sphaerodactylus townsendi is the source of this 1823-nucleotide messenger RNA. It is a transcript of the gene CDC34, whose product is annotated as cell division cycle 34, ubiqiutin conjugating enzyme. Gene Ontology annotation, molecular function: ubiquitin conjugating enzyme activity. Gene Ontology annotation, biological process: ubiquitin-dependent protein catabolic process; protein polyubiquitination. Lineage: Eukaryota; Metazoa; Chordata; Lepidosauria; Squamata; Sphaerodactylidae. The record is from RefSeq and is a predicted model, not a curated record.